Messenger RNA from Emiliania huxleyi CCMP1516, 1559 nucleotides. RefSeq lists its product as hypothetical. The transcript is spliced from 4 exons. Lineage: Eukaryota; Haptophyta; Isochrysidales; Noelaerhabdaceae. Bases 21 to 1559 code for a protein of 512 amino acids. The record is from RefSeq and is a predicted model, not a curated record.
AGGAACUCAUUCGACCGCCUAUGUUCGACAAGCUCAAACUCGAGUUCGUGCCGGCCGCCGGUAGCCGGCUCGUUAUCAAGCUCUCUCCUCCGCCGCCGCCGCAUGCCGACAAGCAGGCGUCGCUGGCGGGCAACACGACCUUCAACGCUGCCGGAGGCGAGGCCGCCGGCAUCCAGUCCAAGGGCGAGCCCGCUUCGCUCGAGGACGGCAUCCAGUCCAAGGGCGAGCUCGCUUCGCUCGACUCCUGCGCCGAGGCCUCGCGGCGCCUCACGUUCGUCGACGAUCUGCCACCUCUGUCGCCGCUCUCGUCCGUCAUCGACUCUGCCGGAGGCAAAGCCGACGGCAUCUCGCCCGAGAGCGAGCCCGCGUCGCUUAAUGACGUCGUCGUGAAGGAGGACGACGUCAAGACCGAGCCCAAGCCCGCAGUGAACACGGCCAAGCCCGACGGCGAUGUGGACGAGAUCUACUUGUCGUUGCCACCUUCGCACCUCGCGGCCGAGGCGUUCGGCAUCAAGUCCACCGCCGCCGAGGAGUUCGCCGCCAAGUCCGCCGCCGCCGAGGAGGACGCCGAGUCGGCCACCGAGGAGGCCGCCGCUAAGUCCGCCACCGAGGAGGAGUCCGAGGAGGCCGCCACCGAGGAGUCCGCCGCCGAGGAGGCCGUCGUCGCCGAGGAGUCCGCCAAGGAGUCCGCCGACAAGGCCGCCGCCGAGGAGGCCGCCACCGCCGCCGAGGAGGCCGCCGCCAAGGAGGCCGCCGCCAAGUCCGCCGCCGAGGAGUCCGCCGCCGCGGAGGCAGUCGCCGAGGAGGCGCCCGUCGCCAAGGAGGCCGUCGCCGAGGAGGCUGCCAAGGAGGUCGAGAAGCCGGCCAAGACCGUUUCCAACACGCCCGACCCAGCGGUGGACACCGCCUGCCACCCGGGCCUGCCCACGCCGAAGGCGGUGGGGAAGAGCGGGCCCGCGUCGGCCCGCAGCGGCUCCGGACCGGCCUACGUGGUCGGCGUCGAGGCCGAAGUCCGCCGGCUGGGCGAGGGCGUCGUCUACCAGGCUACGCCCGCCGACGGCAAGAAGUCGCCGUCGCCGGGAGCCCCCACCUCCGGCGGCAUUGCGCCCGUGGCGCCCAAGCCCCUUGGCGCGGGCGCGGACGCGGGGCAGGCCGACGCUGCAUCACGCGAGUACUAUCUCGCCGUGUGCGACAAGGCGAUGGCCGCGAUCUUGCUCACCAAGAUACAGCGGGCGAAGCUGGACGCCGAGCGGUCGGGGUGCGGGUGCAAGUGCCGGCGCAAGGCCAUGCGCUGCCGCAACAACCCCAAGUUUGGCAAGGCAAAGGGCAGGCGCAAGUCUGGCAAGGCAAAGGGCAGGCGCAAGUCUGGCAAGGCAAAGGGCCGCGGCCGCGGCUCGCACCGGCGACCGAAGCCGCGCGGCGGGCCGCAGACGCCGCCUUGCAAGCUCCAGCAACGACAGAUGGCGCUGCAGGGAGAUAUCGCCGCACUGUACCAAUCGUUGUCCGCCCUCCCGGUGCCGCCGUCCCCGGCCCCGACCGAGCCUCGUGUGGGGUCGUAA